Molecule: messenger RNA, 5607 nt
Organism: Macrobrachium nipponense
Lineage: Eukaryota; Metazoa; Arthropoda; Malacostraca; Decapoda; Palaemonidae
Product: collagen alpha-1(I) chain-like
Exons: 7
Coding region: 1-5607 (1868 amino acids)
Source: RefSeq, a predicted model, not a curated record
AUGGGAACGCUACUUGGUAUUCUGGGAAUUCCUCGCUCGGACGAGUGGUUUUCGCGCUCGGCUGCCAAUUCCGGUUGGUCAGAAGUUUCGAAUCCCGGCUCGGCCAACGCGGAAUCGGAGGAAUUUAUUUCUGUGGCCCGCCCGCUCCCCGGGGACCUCGGCGGGCCCACUGGCCCGCCCGCCCGGGGACCUCGGCGGGCCCACCAAUGGCCCGCCCGCCCAGGGCCCCCCGCCGCGGGCCCACUGGCCUCCCUCCCGUCCCGCCCCGGGGACCUCGGCGGGCCCACUGGCGGGCCCCGGGGCGGGCGGGCCACUGGGCCCGCCGGGUGGCCCGCCCUCCCCGGGGACCUCGGCGGGCCCAGUGGCCCGCCCGCCCCGGGGACUCGGCGGGCCCAGUGGCCCGCCCGCCCCGGGGACCUCGGCGGGCCCACAGGCCCGCCCGCCUUGGGUUGGGGACCUCGGCGGGCCCACUGGCCCGCCCCCCCCGUGGGGGACCUCGGCGGGCCCACAUGGCCCGCCCGCCCCGGGGACCUCGGCGGGCCAGUGGCCCGCCCGCCCCGGGGACCUCGGCGGGCCCACUGGCCCACCCGCCCCGGGGACCUCGGCGGGCCCACUGGCCCGCCCGCCCGGGGCCCUCGCCGGGCCCACUGGCCCGCCCGCCCCGGGACCUCGGCAGGCCCCACUGGCGGGCCCCGGGGCGGGCGGGCCAGUGGGCCCGCCCGCCCAGGGGAGGGGCCUCGGCGGGCCCACUGGCCCUCCCGCCCCGGGGACCCCGGCGGGCCCAGUGGCCCGCCCGACCCCGGGGACCCGGCGGGCCCACUGGCCCACCCGCCGCCCCGGGGACCCCCGGCGGGGCCCACUGGCCCACCCGCCCCGGCGACCACGGCGGGCCCACUGGCCCGCCCGCCCCGGGGACCCCGGCGGGCCCCAAACUGGCCCGCCGCCCGCCCCGGGGACCCCGGCGGGCCCACUGGCCCGCCCGCCCCGGGGACCUCGGCGGGCCCAGUGGCCCGCCCGCCCGCGGGGACCUCGGCGGGCCCAGUGGCCCGCCCGCCCGGGGACCCUCCCGGCGGGCCCACACUGGCCCGCCCCAGCCCCGGGGACCUCGGCGGGCCCAGUGGCCCGCCCUCCCCGGGGACCUCUGCGGGCCCAGUGGCCCGCCCCGCCAGGGGACCUCGGCGGGCCCAGUGGCCCGCCCGCCCCGGGGUACCUCGGGCUGGGCCCAGUGGCCCGCCCGCCCGCCCCUUGACCUCGGCGGGCCCACUCCCGCCCCAGCCCGCCCCCCCAGGGGACUUCGGCGGGCCCACUGGCCCUACCCGCCCCGGGACCCCGGCGGGCCCAGUGGCCCGCCCGCCCCGGGGGACCCCCCGGCGGCCCACUGGCCCGCCCGCCCCGGGGGGGGGGGGGGACCCCGGGCGGCGGGCCCACUGGCCCACCCACGCCCCCGGGGACCUCGGCGGGCCCACUGGCCCACUCGCCCCGGGGACCUCGGCGUGGCCCCGUGGCCCGCCCCCUCCCGCCCCGGGGACCUCGGCGGGCCCACUGGCCCGCCCGCCCCGGGGACCUCGGCGGGCCCACUGCCCGCCCGCCCCGGGACCUCGGCGGGCCCAGUGGCCGCCCGCCCACCCGGGGACCUCGGCGGGCCCACUGGCCCGCCCGCCCCGGGGUGGGGACCUCGGCGGGCCCACUGGCCCGCCCGCCCGCCCCGGGGACGCGGCGGGCCCAGUGCCCGCCCGCCCCGGGGACCUCGGCGGGCCCACUGGCCCAACCCGCCCCGGGGACCUCGGCGGGCCCACUGUGGGCCCGCCCGCCCCGCGGGGACCUCGGCGGGCCCACCUCUGGCCCCCCGCCCCCACGGGGACUCGGCAAGGGCCCACUGGCCGCCCACCGCCCCAGGGCCCUCGCCGGGCCCACUGGCCCGCCCGCCCCGGGGACCUCGGUCGGGCCCACUGGCGGGCCCCGGGGCGGCGGGCCACUGGGCCCGCCUGGGGUCCCCUGGGCGGGCGGGGGGCCAGUGGGCCCGCCCGCCAAGGGGACCUCGGCGGGCCCACUGGCCCGCCCGCCCCGCCCCCCGGGACCUCGGCGGGCCCACUGGCCCGCCCGCCCCGGGGGCCCUCGCCGGGCCCACUGGCCCGCCCGCCGCCCCGGGGACCUCGGCGGGCCCAUGGCCCGCCCUCCCCCGGGGACCCCGGGGCCUCGGCGGGCCCAGUGGCCCGCCCCGCAAACCCGGGGACCUCGGCGGGCCCAGUGGCCCCUCCCCCCCCCCGCCCCCGCCCCGGUGGGGACCUCGGCGGGCCCACAGGCCGCCCGCCUUGGGGACCUCGGCGGGCCCACUGGCCCGCCCCCCCCGGGGACCUGGCGGCGGGCCCACUGGCCCGCCCGCCCCGGGGACCUCAGGCGGGCCCAGUGGCCCGCCCGCCCGGGGAACCUCGGCGGCCCACUGGCCCACCCGCCCCGGGGACCUCGGCGGGCCCACUGGCCCGACCCGCCCCCGGGGCCCUCGCCGGGCCCACUGGCCCACCCGCCCAGGGGACCGGGGACGGCAGGCCCACAUGGCGGGUCCCCGCCCCGCGGGCGGACCAGUGGGCCCGCCCCCGCCCAGGGGACCUCGGCGGGCCCACUGGCCCUCCCCGCCCCGGGGACCCCGGCGGGCCCCAGUGGCCCGCCCGCCCCGGGGACCCCCGGCGGGCCCACUGGCCCACCCCCGCCCAGGGGACCCCGGCGGGCCCACUGGCCCACCCGCCCCGGCGACCUCGGGGGCCCACUGGCCCCGCCCGCCCCCCCGGGGACCCCGGCGGGCCCACUGGCCCGCCCGCCCCGGGGACCCCGGCGGGCCCACUGGCCCGCCCGCCCCGGGGACCCUCGGCGGGCCCAGUGGGGCCCGCCCGCCCCGGGGACCUCGGCGGGCCCCAGGCCCGCCGCCCCCGCCCCGGGGACCUCGGCGGGCCCACUGGCCCGCCCGCACCCCGGGGACCUCGGCGGGCCCAGUGGCCCGCCUCCCCGGGGGGGUGGGGACCUCUGCGGGGCCCAGUGGCCCGCCGCCCCGGGGACCUCGGCGGGCCCAGUGGCCCGCCGCCCCCCCCGGGGACCUCGGGGGCGGGCCCAGUGGCCGCCUCCGCCCCGUUGACCUCGGCGGGCCCACUGGCCCGCCCGCCCAGGGGACUUCGGGCGGGCCCACUGGCCCUCCCGCCCCGGGGACCCCCGGACCCCGCGGGCCCAGCCGGCCCUGCCCCCCCACGGGACCCCCCGGCCCGGGGGCCCAGGCUGGCCCGCCCGCCCCGGGGACCCCGGCGGGCCCACUGGCCCACACGCCCCUUGACUCGGCGGGACGGGCCCACUGGCCCACUCGCCCCGGGGACCUCGGCGGGCCCAGUGGGCCCGCCCGCCCCCGGGGACCGGGGAUCGGCGGGCCCACUGGCCCGGCCCGCCGCCGGGGACCUCGGCGGGCCCACUGGCCCGCCCGCCCCGGGGACCUCGGCGGGCCCAGUGGACCUCGGCGGGCCCAUGGCCCGCCCGCCCGGGGACCUCGGCGGGCCCGAGUGGCCCGCCCGCCCCGGGGACCUCGGCGGCCCACUGGCCCGCCCGCCCGAGGGCCCUCGCCGGGCCCACUGGCCCCCCGCCCCCCGCCCCGGGGGACCUCGGCGGGCCCACUGGCGGGCCCCCGGGGCGGGCGGGCCCACUGGGCCCGCCGGGGUCCCCGGGGCGGGCGGGCCAGUGGGCCCGCCCGCCAAGGGGACCUCGGCGGCCCACUGGCCCGCCCGCCCCGGGGACCUCGGCGGGCCCACUGGCCCGCCCGCCCCGGGGCCCUCGCCGGGACGGGACUGGCCCGCCCGCCCCGGGGACCUCGGCGGGCCCAGUGGCCCGCCCUCCCCGGGGACCUCGGCGGGCCCAGUGGCCCGCCCGCCCCGGGGACCUCGGCGGGCCCAGUGGCCCGCCCAGCCCCGGGGACCGCGGCGGGCCCACAGGCCCGCCCGCCUUGGGGCCCACUGGCCCGCCCGCCCCGGGGCCGCGGGCCCGGGCCCCAAUGGCCCGCCCGCCCCGGGGACCUCGGCGGGCCCAGGCUGGGCGGGCCCCGGGCGGGCGGGCCAGUGGGCCCGCCCGCCCAGGGGACCUCGGCGGGCCCACUGGCCCUCCCGCCCCGGGGACCCCGGCGGGCCCAGUGGCCCGCCCCGCCCCGGGGACCCCCGGCGGGAGCCCACUGGCCCACCCGCCCCGGGGACCCCGGCGGGCCCACUGGCCCACGCCCCGGCGACCUCGGCGGGCCCACUGGCCCGCCCGCCCCGGGGACCCCCGGCGGCCCAGGCCCGCCCGCCCCGGGGACCCCUGGCGGGCUGGCCCGCCCGCCCCGGGGACCUCGGCGGGCCCAGUGGCCCGCCGACGGGGCCUCGGCGGGCCCAGUGGCCCGCCCGCCCGGGGACCUCGGCGGCCCACUGGCCCGCCCUCCCCGGGGACCUCGGCGGGCCCAGUGGCCCGCCCUCCCCGGGACCUCUGGCCCAGUGGCCCGCGCCCGGGGACCCUCGGCGGGCCCAGUGGCCCGCCCGCCCCGGGGACCUCGGCGGGCCCAGUGGCCCGCCCGGCCCCGUUGACCUCGGCGGGCCCACGCCCGCCCAGGGGGACUUCCCGCGGGCCCACUGGCCCUCCCGCCCCGGGACCGCCGGGCCCAGUGCCCGCCCGCCCCGGGGGACCCCGGCCGGGUCGGCAGGGCCCGGGGACCCCGGCGGGCCCACUGGCCCACACGCCCCGGGGACCUCGGCGGGCCCCAGGCCCACUCGCGGGGACCUCGGCGGGCCCACUGGCCCGCCCGCCCCCGGGGACCUCGGCGGGGCCCAGUGGCGCCUCCCCGGGGACGGCGGGCCCAGUGGCCCGCCCUCCCCGGGGACCUCGGCGGGCCCAGUGGCCCGCCCGCCCCGGGACCUCGGCGGGCCCAGUGGCCCACCCGCCCCGGGGACCUCGGCGGGCCGACUGCCCUGCCUGCCCCGGGAACCUCGGCGGGCCCAGUGGCCCGCCCGCCCCGGGGACCUCGGCGGGCCCACUGGCCCGCCCGCCCCGGACCUCGGCGGCCCACUGGCCCACCCGCCCGCGGACCUGGCGGGCCCAGUGCCCACCCGCCCCGGGGACCUCGGCGGGCCCAUGGCCCGCCCUCCCCGGGGACCUCGCGGGCCCAGGGCCCGCCCGCCCCGGGGACCUCGGCGGACCCACUGGCCCGCCCGCCCACCCUCGGCGGGCCCACUGGCCGCCCGCCCCGGGGACCUAGCUGGGCCCAGUGGGCCGCCCGCCCCGGGGACCUCGGCGGGCCCGUGCCCGCCCCGGGGAACUCAGCGUGCCUUCCUGGCCCUCCCGCCCCGGGAACUCGGCGGGCCUCCGGGCCCGCCCGCCCCGGGGACCUCGGCGGGCCUCCGGGCCCGCCCGCCCCGGGGACCUCGGCGGGCCUCCUGGCCCGCCCACCCGGGACCUCGGCGAGCCUCCUGGCCCGCCCGCCCCGGGGACCUCGGCGAGCCUCCUGGCCCGCCCGCCCCGGGGAUCUCGGCGGGCCUCCUGGCUCGCCUGCCCCUGGGCGGUUCGGCGGGCUUUGCCCGCUGUCCCUGCAGACACUUACCCUUUGCUUAG